AUUCAUUGGUUCAGCAUCUUCAACUCCUUCAUGAUGGUGAUAUUCCUUGUGGGGCUGGUCAGUAUGAUUCUCAUGAGAACACUUCGCAAGGAUUAUGCUCGCUACAGCAGGGAGGAAGAUUUGGAUGACAUGGAGAAAGAUCUUGGGGAUGAAUAUGGAUGGAAGCAAGUUCAUGGAGACGUGUUUCGUCCAGCUUCACACGCGCUGCUGUUCUCAGCCUUCAUAGGGACUGGCUACCACAUUGCUGUUGUUACUUUGUGUGUCAUCCUGUUCACCAUUGUUGGAGAACUGUACACAGAGAGAGGGUCAUUACUGAGCACUGCUAUAUUUGUGUAUGCUGCCACAGCUCCAGUGAAUGGCUACUUUGGAGGGAGCCUUUAUGCUAGAAUGGGAGGUAAACUGUGGAUCAAGCAGAUGGUUGUUAGUGCAUUCUUGAUGCCAGCUGUUGUUUGUGGGACAGCAUUCUUCAUUAACUUUAUUGCCAUCUACUACCAUGCAUCACGGGCAAUUCCUUUCAUCACCAUGGUUGCCGUUACAUGCAUCUGCAUCUUUGUGAUCUUGCCCCUGACACUUGUAGGCACGGUGUUGGGCAGAAAUCUGGCAGGGCAGCCUGACUAUCCCUGCCGUAUUAAUGCUGUUCCCAGGCCGAUUCCAGAGAAAAAAUGGUUCAUGGAACCAGCUGUGAUCACGUUGGCUGGAGGAGUGCUUCCCUUCGGCUCAAUCUUCAUCGAAAUGUACUUCAUCUUCACCUCAUUCUGGGCCUACAAGAUCUACUAUGUCUAUGGCUUCAUGCUGCUGGUCUUCCUCAUUCUCGCUGUAGUUACCGUUUGCGUUACUAUAGUUUGCACCUACUUCCUUCUAAAUGCUGAAGACUACAGAUGGCAGUGGACCAGUUUUAUGGCAGCUGCCUCUACGUCUGGAUACGUGUACCUCUACUCCUUCUACUAUUUCUUCUUUAAAACAAAAAUGUAUGGGCUGUUUCAGACGGCUUUCUACUUUGGGUAUAUGGCUAUGUUUAGCUUAGCCUUGGGAGUUAUGUGUGGUACAGUUGGUUAUGUUGGAACAAGUAUAUUUGUGCGUAAAAUAUACUCUACAGUCAAGAUUGAUUAA
Messenger RNA from Candidula unifasciata, 1110 nucleotides. Lineage: Eukaryota; Metazoa; Mollusca; Gastropoda; Stylommatophora; Geomitridae. The record is from the annotation of a GenBank genome assembly.